Betta splendens (Siamese fighting fish) is the source of this 6753-nucleotide messenger RNA. It is a transcript of the gene katnip, whose product is annotated as katanin interacting protein. NCBI's taxonomy places the organism in Eukaryota, Metazoa, Chordata, Actinopteri, Anabantiformes, Osphronemidae. Bases 463 to 5337 code for a protein of 1624 amino acids. The transcript is spliced from 29 exons. The record is from RefSeq and is a predicted model, not a curated record.
UGUCAUGUUGGACGCGAUGUCGUUAGCAUUUCAGUUUGUUGUUAGCGUCAUUGCUUGCUUGAUUUAGCUGUUGUCGUCCGUGCAGACGUUGCAUGUCCCGCUGAACCCAACAGUUCGUUUGUGCAGUGAACGGGCUAACGCGUAAUGUUAACAGAGCCCGGCGAGGCGCACGAGCCCGCUCUGCAAUGCCCACAUAAGCGGCAGUGGCUAGCGGGUUAGCUCCUAAUGCUAAACGAAUCAAGGCAGGAUGCGGCGCCGCACAUCUGUCACACGUCUUUACACGAACGCUGCGUGCUUUUAAAGAGUUGAAUGCGUUAACUUCAGCUUGGCAACAGCGGGUGUUGUCUUCCAUGUUCGCAUCGCUAAGUCGUCCUGCGGAUUCCAAUGAUAUUUUGGACGAUGACAGGUCCUCUCCAAAAUCUGAGAUAGGGUUACGUGAACGGCAGCAUCUGCAGCCCUACGAUGGAUAACUUCAGUGAGGACAGCAAAGCGAGCCAAGAGGAGAAGCUUGCGUCCGCCGCGGAUGACACUCUGGAUGAAUAUUUAAUUGCCCUCCAGCAUAAAAACAGGAUCCUAAAACGCCUUCAAGUCAAGGACCCCAGGGAGAUUGAGUUGGAGCGGCUUGAGCAAGGUUUUUCAAUUUAUCUUAACGGAGCCAACGCUGAGGCCAGUAAGAAACCGCUCAAGAGCUCCAGUCAUAAGUCUGUCUCCUCCCCACCUUCCUGGAGGCCUGCACACACAGCUGAUGUCUGUAGAAGCGCCCACCAGCUAGCUGAAGAUAGCUGUAAUUUGGUGCAGGCCCACAGGAAGAGGAGCCACACUGCCCCGGGAAAGGUCCAGAGGAAAGAAUGGGUGCAGGAUUCGGUCAAGAUUCGAACAGAAGAAGGACUGAGUUUGCAGAUAUCCCCAGAAACCCGCUACUCUGAGGAUUUUGAUCCCUAUGAGAGCGUAGCCAUGGAGCGCUCCGGUCCACGCUCACCUCGUAGUCCCCGCUCCCCAAGGGACAACUGCAAGGUGUCGCGCUCCUUCAGCUCUAGGCCUGAAAUCCAAGGGGCACAAGGGAAUCAGGAGCUCAGUGAGAAGGUGCUGCUCAAUCUGGAGGAAGUAAAGGUUCUGCGUCAGAGCCUGGAGGUCAGCAUGAGGCGGAGCAGCCGUGGAUCGGCAGGAGAAGACUCAGACGAGGAGUGGGUGGAGGAGCAGAUCGAGAGGGAGGAGAGCACGGAGAGUCUGGAUGAGCUGGGGCUUCCGCUCACGUCCUCCAAGGCCUCCUCCAGCCCGCGGCCCAGCAGUUCCCAUAGCCAUUUUGACUCAUCAAACCUCAUUGUCCUGGAUUUUGGACCCUCGCCUAAAGGUCGUAAGAUUGAGCGCUCUCUGUCUGCAAAAAGGAAAGACAACUUUGAGGCCUUUAUACCCACAAAACCUACGCUGGUGAAGAGCAAGACUUUAGACAGGCCACCUUCAAAGGAGAUCUGGGAUGUUCAGAGGCAGAGGAGCCGAGCGGAGAGGCCCCUGUCGGCGGCCAGAAAGGUUUCUGUGGAGGAGCGAGACCCGGAGGACGCGGCAUGCAGGGUGCAGCAGGCCAUCCAGAAGGAAAAUGAGCCCGUGCAGAGUCCUGAGCUCUUCAACCGCAGCACGGCCUGGGGACACCAUAGGAUGAAUGGCCUAGGGCAUCACAACACCCAUGAGAAGGAUGAGAAAAGCGUCACGUUGGCCAUGCAGAGGAUUAAUCUUAUGGCCCCCAGGCAACAACAGAAGCUCCUUAAAGCACUGGAGAAACUUGAAUCUGGACCCGGCUAUAAUGUUGGUCAGAGUGCGAAAGCAGACAAGCAGCCGAGGAGACAGUCCUCUUCAGAGGUCACGCCUGCGCUGUACGUUACCAUGGAGAUCCUGUCAAACUGGGAUAACGCUUUGCAGGUCGGGCUGACGGAGUUGCAGUUCUUUUGCCUCAAAAACAAGAAGCUGUACGUGUCACCACACGAUCUGGAUAUCAGGAACGCUGACUACCCUGGAAACCUUGGAGCUCUUGUGAACGGAAAGGUGAAGACCACCAAAGAGCAUCAUAUGUGGACGUGUGCGUUCCACCCUCCCAUUCAGCUUUACUUCAUCAUCAGGAACAUGGAGCGCUCCCCAGACUUUGGAAUAUCUCGCAUCAAAAUCUGGAAUUACAACAGAAGCCUUAAUGAGCUUGACAUCGGUGCACGGCAUAUAAAACUGUACCUCAACAGCACAUUGGUGUUUGAAGGUGAACUGGAAAAGGGUUGCGGCAACCAGGUCUUUGACUACAGCACCACGAUUGACCUGCAAGAUUUAGAGGUCUCAGACUCUCUGUUUUCCAGCCCUGUGUCGUCAGGACACAAUCUGCGAGGUGUCAGCCCCCAACGCAAUGAAGACAGGAAGGGUGGCGAGAGACACCACAGUUUGAAUUCCCACUCGUCAGACACAGCCGCUCUGUCAGUGAUGGAAAUGCAGGAGAAAACGCACGCACCCCUGCCGCCCAUCGCUGCAGCAGCCGUAGGGGUUUCAUCCUCGGCCCGUCAUUCCUCCACGCACACAAACUCUUUCGACCUGUCUGCCUCAGAGGAGCCGCUGUCCCUCAGGCAGCAGGUGGAACCGCCAGCGCCCAUGGAGCAGACAGUAACCACCCAACCGUCGUCCUCGCGAGUCACCCCACAGUGGCUGCAGCCGCUCGCCAGGGGAGCUCCAGAGGGCUGUGAGUCCAGCAGGGAACGGCCCCUGUGGCUGGUGCCCCAGCAGGCGGCUGAGCCCAGGUCGCCCUCGGUCACAUCCUCGUCGAUGCUCCCGGAGUUGCCGUGCAACCCCGGCCGGGUGUGCAGGGGGAUGGAGAGGACAGUCAAUGGGGGUCAGUGGAAGGGCGACUCCUUGGACCUCAGCUGCGAUCUCAUGGACGAGCUCAAGGAGCAAAGGGCAGACAGGCCCUUCAGUGGGCGCAGAAGCUCAUUUCGAAGCACACCACUUCCUGCCCGGCACCUAGAGGAGCAGCACCUCAGAGCCACUACGCUCUCGAACGCAGAGGAGCCGGUGUCAUCGGUGAACAACGGCAGGAGGCAGUCGUCGCCUCGCGCUCAGCUGCACGGCCAGCAGGACGACCCGCUCAUGGAGUCCUGGGACUCUCUCACCAAGUUCAACCAGUGCCAACGCGGCCGCAUCUCCAACAUGAGCUACGAAGGCGACAUCUUGGACGAGUUCCUGCAGCGCCAGGGCCGCGGCCCCCCCGCGGUCCCGCUGGGCUCCUCCAGGAGCCCUCUGUCAUCGCUGUCUGCCCAGGGGGCGCUCUGUGAGGGCCCCGACGACGACCCGUCCAUGGAGCGGGAGGAUGAGUUUGAGAUCCCGGUGCUGCCUCAGGGCCAAAGGCUGGUCAUCCACAUCCUGUCCACGUGGGGCGACCGCCACUAUGUGGGCCUCAACGGCCUGGAAGUCUUCAGCUCCAGUGGAGAGCCUCUGCGCCCCGCUCAGAUCCACGCCGAUCCCCCGGACAUCAACAUCCUUCCUGCGUACGGCAAAGAUCCACGCGUGGUCACCAACUUGAUCGACGGCGUCAAUCGCACCCAGGACGACAUGCAUCUCUGGCUGGCGCCGUUCACCCCCGGCUGUAGUCACACCAUCUACUUAGACUUCGGAGCGCUUUACCAAGUGGCCAUGAUCCGUGUGUGGAACUACAACAAAUCACGCAUCCACUCGUUCCGUGGAGUGAAAGAGGUGGAAAUGCUGCUGGACGGCAGGUGCAUCUUCAGGGGAGAGAUCGCCAAGGCUUCAGGGACGCUCUCUGGAGGCCUGGAUCAGUUUGGGGACACUAUUCUGUUCACCACGGAUGACGUGAUCCUGGAGGCCAUGUCUCGUUACGAUGACACCUUCCUCAGUGAAUACGAGGGUCCUGAAAGCCGGGUGUGUGAGGAGGAGCUGCAGAGGCCACGCACCGCCGAUGGAGAGGGGGAAGAAAGACCGUUCACACAGGCCGGCUUUCGAGAAGAAGACCUGACAUUCAAACUUAAACUCAACCAAACUGCAAACCAGCCUGAAGAGAACAUGGAACACAUUCCUGGGAUGUACACUGGAAAGUCUCUUAGACUGGAGCUGGCAUUGACUUGGGGCGACUCACACUACAUGGGCCUGACUGGGCUGGAGGUGGUCGGGAAGGACGGGCAGAGUCUACCUUUAGAUCUCAGUGUCCUGACGUCCUCGCCCAGAGACCUCAACGACCUGCCUGAGUACGAGCACGACCAGCGCACGCUCGAUAAGCUUAUAGAUGGUCACAACAUUACAACUGAUGACCAGCACAUGUGGCUGAUCCCAUUCUCCUAUGGAGAGUCCCACACUUUGAACAUUACCUUUAACAAGGCUCAGACCAUCGCUGGCCUCCGUAUCUGGAACUACAACAAGUCCCCCGAGGACUCUUACAGAGGGGUGAAGGUGAUCCAUGUGUUCAUAGACCAUGUUGCCAUCUCUCCGAGGGAUGGGUUCCUCAUCAGGAAAGGCCCUGGCAACUGUCACUUUGACUUUGCUCAGGAAAUCCUCUUUGUAGACUUCCUUCAGACGCCCAGCCACAACAAGAGCGCUGAGGACUUCCACAGAGAAAGUGCCAAGAAACAAGAGCAGGCCAGCAUGGACUAUGAAGCUCCCAUCAUGCCUUGUGGGUUCAUCUUUCAGCUGCAGCUGCUAACAACCUGGGGAGACCCAUACUACAUCGGCCUCAACGGCAUUGAGUUUUACGACCAGAACCACGAGAAGAUCAGUCUCGGUGACAACAACAUUGCAGCUUUUCCAGACAGUGUUAAUGUGCUGGACAAUGUUUGUGGGGAUGUGAGGACUCCAGAUAAAUUAAUAGAUGGAGUCAACAAUACCCAUGAUGGAAGACACAUGUGGCUCACCCCAGUGCUUCCUGGUCUGGUGAACCGCGUCUAUGUCAUCUUUGAUCAGCCGGUGACUGUGUCCAUGAUUAAGCUGUGGAACUACUCAAAGACUCCACAGAGAGGCGUGAAGGAGUUCGGGCUGCUGGUGGACGACCUGCUCGUGUACAACGGCAUCCUGGACAGCGUGAGCCACGUGUCCAGGGGCAUUCUGCCGACCUGCGAUCCAGUGGUGCCCUACCACACCAUCCUGUUCACAGACAACGCCUACAUCGCACACCGUGAGAGGAACACCGUCAUUAGCCCUCGUGGCAGCAGACACCACAAACAUAAUUACGUCGAAGAUCAGGAUGUGAAGUUGACCAACGAAAACCAAAUAGUCCAUCACAACAAGAAGAAGCAGGUUGCAGAUCCAGCGCUCCGGCCUAAAACCUGUAUGACCGACGGCAAACAUGGAAAGAGGCGGUACUGACUGACCGAUGAGAAAGCUGAUGUCCAUACAGAGUGAGCAGACCUGCAGUGGAGCCGCUGCUGGAGCCCACUGUCACAUGGCUGGUGUAGAUCACAGCUCCAGCCUGUCGCCACCACCUGGCCAUAGUGUGUAAUGGCAGACUGACUUCACAGCUGUUUUCACCCGUUUGUGGCUUUGGAUACACACACACACACACACACACAGGUUUCCACUUUAUGGUUGGAUUGCUCCCUUUGCUGUGAAGACACUCCCACACACCUGAACACGUACUGUACUGUCGCCCUGGCUGCCCCUCCCACGGUGCCAGGAUUAACUUGUGAGGCUGCAUUUUAUCAGCCCUUUUAUCGUGCCUAGUACUAAACACUAUUAUCUGUGGCUGCUACUUGUGACUUUUUGUGCUGCAUAUUUAAAUGCUGCUUGUGGUGUGUAAAUACUUACGUAAAAAGAAAAACUCCAGGACCACAAAAAUGCAUCAGGAUGUGGCUGAUGUUGCAUUUCUUACUGGAUCCAGUCCUCUGAUGAGCCUAGAUGUUUAGCUCUUUGCCUAAUGGGGUUGACCUGGAUAACACUCUCACCAGUGCACCAACCAAUCGUAAUGCUAUGCAGACACUAAUUUAUAUCUGUUAAUUAUUUAUAUCUAUUGCACAAUGCCUAAUAGUUUAGCUUGGGGAGAAAAGCUUCCAGAGAGGUUUUGCCCUUUGGAAAAUUUAUACUAAAGGGUUAAAUGGUAGUUGAAACAGUACAGUAGUCAGAUUUUUGUACAUUUCAACUGAAAAUGAAAACUUAUUUGGCUCUAUGAAAUUAGUUGAGUGUAUUUUUUCUGCUUAAGAUCAGGUAGAAAACGCUUGAAUCAAAGUGACCUUGAUUGAAGUUGCUAUACACUAGAUUUUUGGGGAGGCGUUUCCUGAGCUGGAAAAGCCGGUUUAGUAAUUUCUUUAAAAAAAAGAACACGGAUAAUCAAGUAUGUACAUUAACAGGCAACUUCCUUUAUGCAAGUAUUAUAACCUUACCUCAAAUUGAGAAGACUUAUCUUUACAAAGGGAAAAUACAGUUCUACCUUCACUAUGAUACUCAGUAGUUGGUGUUGUACUUUUCAUUCAGUAUUUAUUGUACUAACUUGUUGCAUGGAAGGAUCCUUCACCAUUAGCUGUUGUCAUCUUCAAAUGUGAGUCUUUGUUUGACACUGCUUACACCUGAUGGUAGUUAUUGUAUAUAAAAUGCAGUUUUAUGUAUUUGAGUUGACAUCCAACAGCAGCAGGAGCCUUUACUCUGCAUCAUUGCUGCUCUGCUGAGUGCUGGCUAUUUACUGUAUGUUUGGCGUUUAGUGUUUUGAAAUUGGAUUAUUUUUCUAUUCUUUAAAUCUGUAUAUUUAAUGUAGAUCUAUUUCAAUGAAUAAAGAUAUAUCUAUAUAUCUUA